Molecule: messenger RNA, 1420 nt
Organism: Hibiscus syriacus
Lineage: Eukaryota; Viridiplantae; Streptophyta; Magnoliopsida; Malvales; Malvaceae
Product: replication factor C subunit 4-like
Exons: 12
Coding region: 91-1119 (342 amino acids)
Biological process (GO): DNA repair; DNA-templated DNA replication
Cellular component (GO): DNA replication factor C complex; nucleus
Molecular function (GO): DNA clamp loader activity; ATP binding; DNA binding
Source: RefSeq, a predicted model, not a curated record
GAAUAAAAGAAGCUGAAAAAUAAAUCAAAAAACAGAAGUGGGAAAAAAAAGUCGCAUUAAGGAGGCGAGGAGCAGCUAGCAAGAGCAAAAAUGGCGCCAGUAUUGCAGAGCUCCCAACCUUGGGUUGAAAAAUAUCGGCCAAAGCAAGUGAAAGAUGUGGCGCAUCAAGACGAGGUUGUUCGAGUUCUCACCAACACCCUCGAGACCGCCAAUUGCCCGCAUAUGCUCUUUUACGGUCCUCCUGGAACUGGAAAAACAACUACCGCUCUCGCCAUCGCCCAUCAGCUAUUUGGACCUGAACUCUACAAAUCUAGGGUGCUGGAGCUAAAUGCAAGUGACGACCGUGGGAUCAAUGUUGUUCGCACAAAGAUCAAAGAUUUUGCUGCUGUUGCUGUAGGGUCUGGCCAGCGUGCUGGGGGUUAUCCUUGCCCACCGUUCAAGAUAAUUAUUCUUGAUGAAGCAGAUUCAAUGACUGAAGAUGCUCAGAAUGCUUUGAGACGUACCAUGGAAACUUACUCAAAAGUUACACGAUUCUUUUUCAUAUGCAACUACAUAAGCAGGAUCAUAGAGCCACUUGCUUCAAGAUGUGCCAAGUUCAGAUUCAAGCCACUUUCAGAAGAAAUAAUGAGCAGUCGUAUAUUGCACAUUUGUGAUCAAGAAGGCCUAAAUUUAGAUUCAGAGGCACUUUCAACAUUAAGUUCCAUUUCACAAGGUGAUCUUCGUCGGGCUAUUACAUACUUGCAGGGAGCUGCACGCUUAUUUGGAUCAUUGAUUUCCUCCAGCGACCUAAUCAGUGUGUCUGGGGUUAUACCUCAAGAAGUUGUGGAGGCGCUUUAUGUUGCAUGCAAAAGUGGUAACUUUGAUUUGGCAAACAAGGAAGUCCUUAAUGUAAUUGCAGAAGGUUAUCUAGUUUCUCAGAUGAUAUCUCAGUUAUUUAAUGUGGUUGUUGAGGCAGAUGAUGUACCAGAUGAACAGAAAGCUAGAAUUUGCAAGAGUUUGGCUGAAGCAGAUAAGCGUCUGGUUGAUGGCGCGGAUGAGUACUUGCAGCUGCUGGAUGUGGCCAGCAACACAAUGCGUGCUUUGCAUAACAUGCCGCAAGAAUUCUCUUUUGAAACUUAGCCAGAAAGCCCAGUGUAGGAUGCCAGAUGCUUUUGAAGAUAAGGACUGUAAAAUGGCACAUAUUGCAACAAAAAUGCUUUUCAAAGUUUGUAUUAUGCCUGAUAGAGUCAUUGAUGGGGACCAUCUUUUUGAAUCUCUUUGUCGUUUAACGUGGGGGGAUUUUUAUGUUGAAUCUCUUUUGAUCUGAUCUGUAAUCUAAUGCUGAACAGGAGGCACUCCUGUUUGCAUGCUGCAUCAUAUCAAAACAACAAAGCUUAUUGGAUUUAGUUUUAGAAAAAAAAUCAUGAAGGUGACCGGGACU